AUGGAUCGGAGGGUACGAGACGAACGAACACAUCAAAUAUGGCAUAUUUAUUUACCCGAUCUUGAACCGGGUCAACUGUAUGGAUAUCAUGUCGAUGGUCCGUUUGAUCCAUCGAAUGGCCAUCGUUUCAAUGUAAAUAAACUGCUAAUUGAUCCAUAUGCAAGAGCCAUCACCGGUACAUUGGAAUGGCAUGAUUCACUAUUCGGUUAUGAUAUUCAAGAUACAUCUCCGGAGAAAGAUUUAACAUUUAGCACAAUGGAUAGUGCACCAUUCAUACCAAAAUGUGUCGUUGUUGAUUCUUUAAAUUUUAAUUGGGGUGGUGAUGCUCCACCAAAGAUUCCGUAUCAUGAAUCAAUUAUUUAUGAACUACAUGUCAAAGGUUUUACUAAACUUAAUCCAGAAGUUCCAGAAGAAAUUCGUGGUAGCUAUGCUGCUAUUGGACAUGCAUCAACCAUUGAAUAUUUUAAACAACUUGGUAUUACGGCUGUUGAAUUAAUGCCUGUACAACAUUUUAUAACCGAUCGUCAUUUAAAAGAUAGAGGUUUAACAAAUUAUUGGGGUUAUCAUACAAUUGGAUUUUUUGCACCUGAUGUUCGUUAUUCAUCAUCAGGUACUUAUGGGCAACAAGUCCUUGAAUUUAAACAAAUGGUUAAAAAAUUACACAAAGCCGGUAUUGAAGUUAUUAUGGAUGUGGCUUAUAAUCAUACGGGUGAAGGAAAUCAAAUGGGCCCAACAUUAUCGUUCAAAGGCAUUGACAAUAGAAGUUAUUAUCGUCUAACAGAAAAUGACAGACGAUUUUAUUUUGAUUAUACGGGUACGGGUAAUACAGUGAAUUGUAUGUUACCAAAUGUACUACGAUUGAUAAUGGACAGUCUUCGUUACUGGAUAAUCGAGAUGCAUGUCGAUGGUUUCAGGUAA
Didymodactylos carnosus is the source of this 918-nucleotide messenger RNA. The record is from the annotation of a GenBank genome assembly. NCBI's taxonomy places the organism in Eukaryota, Metazoa, Rotifera, Eurotatoria, Philodinida, Philodinidae.